Rangifer tarandus platyrhynchus (Svalbard reindeer) is the source of this 2511-nucleotide messenger RNA. Lineage: Eukaryota; Metazoa; Chordata; Mammalia; Artiodactyla; Cervidae. The record is from the annotation of a GenBank genome assembly.
AUGCACGGUUGCACGCGGCUGGCGCUGCUCUGCGCGCUGCCCUGGCUUCUGCCGGCGGUGGCACCCGGGCGCCCAGCACCACCCGCAGCGCUGCGCCGCGACCCCCGCAACCCCGCCAGGGGCGCAGAGUUCGAUCACAUCUACAGCGGGGUGGUGAGCCUCCCCACCGAGAACAUCUACUCCUUCAAGUACACCAGCCAGCCCGGCCAGGUGACUGCCGUGCGGGUGUAUGUGAAUAGCUCCUCCGAAAACCUUGACUACCCGGUCCUGGUUGUGGUUCGCCAGCAGAAAGAGGUGCUGUCCUGGCAGGUUCCUCUGCUCUUCCAAGGACUAUACCAGAGAAGCUACAACUACCAGGAAGUGAGCCGUACCCUUUGCCCCUCAGAAGCAACCAAUGAAACAGGACCUCUGGAGCAACUGAUAUUUGUAGAUGUCGCAUCCAUGGCACCCCUGGGUGCCCAGUACAAACUGCUGGUUACCAAGCUCAAGCACUUCCAGCUGCAGACAAAUGUUACCUUUCACUUCACUGCCAGCCCCUCUCAACCUCAGUAUUUCCUGUACAAAUUUCCUGAAGACGUAGACUCAGUUAUCAUUAAAGUCGUGUCUACAUUGGCUUAUCCAUGCUCUGUUGUCUCAGUCCAGAAUAUCAUGUGCCCAGUAUAUGAUCUCGACCACAAUGUGGAAUUUAAUGGUGUCUACCAGUCCAUGACUAAGAAAGCUGCCAUCACACUACAGAAGAAAGAUUUUCCAGGUGAGCAGUUCUUUGUGGUGUUUGUGAUAAAGCCUGAAGAUUAUGCCUGUGGAGGAUCUUUCUUCAUCCAGGAAAAGGAAAACCAGACUUGGAAUCUACAACGGGCAAAGAACCUUCAAGUGACCAUUGUUCCUUCCAUUAAAGGACCCGUUUAUGUGAAAUCCAUUCUUCUCAGUUUCCUCAUCUUCUUCUCCUUCUACUUGGGAUGCCUGUUUGUUGCAUUCAUUCAUUAUAUCAGGUUUCAGAGAAAAUCCACUGAUGGAAGCUUUGGUUCUAAUGAUGGCUCUGGAAAUAUGUCGGUGUCAAAUCCCAUUGCUGCCAGUACCCCUGAAGGGAGCAAUUACGGGGCAAUAGAUGAGUCAAGCUCCAGUCCUGGCAGGCAAAUGUCCUCCUCUGAUGGUAGACAGCCAUGCCAGUCAGACACUGACAGCUCCGUGGAGGAAAGUGACUUUGACACCAUGCCAGACAUUGAGAGCGAUAAGAACAUCAUCCGCACCAAGGUGUUCCUUUACCUGUCAGAUCUGUCCAGGAAGGACCGAAGAAUUGUCAGCAAAAAGUAUAAGAUUUAUUUUUGGAACAUCAUUACCAUUGCUGUGUUUUAUGCACUGCCUGUGAUCCAACUGGUUAUCACCUACCAAACAGUUGUCAACGUCACUGGCAACCAGGAUAUCUGCUACUAUAACUUCCUCUGUGCUCACCCCUUGGGUGUCUUGAGUGCCUUCAACAACAUUCUCAGUAACCUGGGCCAUGUGCUCCUGGGUUGCCUCUUCCUGCUGAUAGUCUUGCACCGGGACAUUCUCCAUCGAAGAGCUCUGGAAGCCAAGGAUAUCUUUGCCGUGGAGUACGGGAUUCCCAAACACUUCGGUCUCUUCUAUGCCAUGGGCAUUGCACUGAUGAUGGAAGGGGUGCUCAGUGCUUGUUACCACGUCUGCCCCAAUUACUCCAACUUCCAGUUUGACACCUCCUUCAUGUACAUGAUUGCCGGCCUCUGCAUGCUGAAGCUCUACCAGACCCGCCACCCGGACAUCAACGCCAGCGCCUACGCCGCCUACGCCUCCUUUGCCCUGGUCAUCACACUCACCGUCCUCGGAGUGGUGUUUGGGAAAAAUGACAUGUGGUUCUGGGUCAUCUUCUCUGCAAUCCAUAUUCUGGCUUCUCUGGCCCUCAGCACCCAGAUCUACUACAUGGGUCGUUUCAAGAUAGUGACUAAGCCUUCUCACCAUGCGAUUGUGUCAUCAGCAGAUUGGGGAAUUUUCCGGUGGGCCGCUAUGGUGUUCUACACAGACUGCAUCCAGCAGUGCAGCCGGCCUCUGUAUAUGGACAGAAUGGUGUUACUCAUCGUGGGGAACCUGGUUAACUGGUCCUUUGCCCUAUUUGGACUCAUCAACCGACCCCGGGACUUCGCUUCCUACAUGCUGGGCAUCUUCAUCUGCAACCUGCUGCUCUACCUGGCCUUUUACAUCAUCAUGAAGCUUCGCAGCUCCGAGAAGAUCCUCCUGAUCCCACUUUUCUGCAUUGUCGCCACCGCUGUAGUGUGGGCUGCCGCCCUGUAUUUUUUCUUCCAGAAUCUCAGCAGCUGGGAGGGAACGCCAGCCGAGUCCCGGGAGAAGAACCGAGAAUGCACUCUGCUGGAUUUCUUUGACGACCAUGACAUCUGGCACUUCCUCUCUGCUACUGCCCUGUUUUUCUCAUUCUUGGUUUUGUUAACCCUAGAUGACGACCUGGAUUUGGUUCGGAGAGACCAGAUUCCUGUCUUCUAA